CCUUUCUUGCGACCAACUCUAAUAAAAUCUUUUUUCACCAAACUGAAUCACUAACCGCAUGAUCGGUUCUCCACGUGUCCCACAACCUCAUCUUCACGGCCCACGUCUCUGUUUGAAAAAUCCAAGUAAGUGGUCCACGGAAGCCCAACUGUCCCAGAUCCAACGGGCAAGAAAAAACAACGGCCAAGAUUCCAUGCUUUUUUCUAUACUAGUACGUUUGGAAGUCGCUUUAGCUUUCAUUCAAAGUUUCAUUCACGCAAAUGAGAAUGAAGCAGAAGCCCGAGUUUACGGUGGCAAUGGAUCUCCGGCGGAUGACGUUAGAUUCCGGCGAGAUGAGCCAACUCACGGUGACCCAAACCAAUAACGCUCGCCGGAAAAGGCUGAAGGUCCGGAGACUGAAGUACACGUGUGGAACGAAGACCCACGUGGAGGAAGAGAAACAAUUGGACGAGAACAAGAACGAGAUGUCAUUGUCGUUGUCCUCCUCUGCAGAAAAAGAUGAAGUUUUAUCGUGCCAGAGAGACAGCUCGGAGAGUUUCACGGCGCACGGGUCGGUGUCGGUGAUAGGGAGGAGGAGAGAGAUGGAAGACACGGUGAGAGUGGAACUAGGGUUCAUGAUAAAGAGAAACAACAUGGUGUACGACUUCUUUGGGGUGUACGAUGGGCAUGGAGGGCCGCACGUGGCGAGGGCGUGCGAGGAGAGGUUUCAUGGGGUUAUGGUGGAGGAGGUGGGAGGUGAUCAGGGUAGAGAUAAUGGUGACGGGGUGGAGUACUGGCAGAGAGUGAUGGAAGGGUGUUUUGGUAAAAUGGACGAGGAGGUAAGGGGGAAUGGGGUCGGGAAGACUGUGGGGUCCACGGCGGUGGUGGCGGUGGUGGGAGAGGAGGAGGUGGUGGUGGCCAACUGUGGGGACUCUAGGGCGGUGAUGUGCAGUGGUGGUGUGGCUUUGGCCUUGUCUAAGGAUCAUAAGCCUGACAGACCAGAUGAGUUGAAUAGAAUUGAAGCAGCUGGUGGAAAGGUCAUAAACUGGAAUGGACAACGCGUUCUUGGAGUUCUAUCCACUUCUAGAUCAAUAGGUGAUCAUUACCUCAGACCAUAUGUCAUUUCCAAACCGGAAGUCACGGUGACCAAGCGAUCCGACAAGGAUGAAUUCCUCGUACUCGCUAGCGAUGGUUUGUGGGACGUUAUCUCAAACGAAGUUGCGUGCCAGGUCGUGAAGAGAUGUCUCGAUGGACGAAUGAGGCGGAAUUCCCUCGAGGCUGAGAAUGAAAGCCAUGCUGCUCGGGCAGCAGCAGUGUUGGCCGAGCUAGCAAUGGCUCGGGGGAGCAAAGAUAACACCAGCGUGAUUGUUGUUGAUUUAAGGAAACCCAGAGGCUUUCUCACUCGGUAGCCCUCUCGUUAUCUUCUCUAGCUUGGUCCUGCCAAGCUUUAAUUGAACGCAUGCACGUGCAAGAAAGCUUGAUCAAUAUUCCCGGAACCGCCCAAGGAUUCAGACAAAGAAAUGUCGGAUUUGGGAGCCUCAGAGUUUCAUGGAAACGUGGGUACGCGUGUCGUUUAACAUGUAUAAAUUCAUUUGUGGUGAUGUUUGAUAACCAUACCAUACACCUUCCUUGAAAUCAUCACACCAUGGUAUUACAAGCAUUACGAAAUGGGUUUUUUUUUUAUUUUUGGUGUGGCUAAAAAUAAAAACAAAGCAUGCUAGAUUGUGGUGAGUAUUUGUCACGUUGUGAUGGGCUCCGCUUGUUAAUGUUGUUGGGGAUUCUUUUUUGGGGCAAGUGAAGCACAAUGUCUAUUUCAAUGGGCUCAGCUUCUCUGUUUUUAAGUGUUCUCUUUUUGUUGGGCUGCUUCUCAGGCGGCCAAUCCAUGAACCAGGACUGAUGUAGCCUAUUUGCUUUGUAAGGUGAGCUCAAUUUUGGGAGACUCCUUGCCUGGUUGAUUGUUGAAA
This is a messenger RNA of Corylus avellana, 1943 nucleotides long. RefSeq names its product putative protein phosphatase 2C 8. The record is from RefSeq and is a predicted model, not a curated record. NCBI's taxonomy places the organism in Eukaryota, Viridiplantae, Streptophyta, Magnoliopsida, Fagales, Betulaceae. Gene Ontology annotation, molecular function: protein serine/threonine phosphatase activity; cation binding. Gene Ontology annotation, biological process: protein dephosphorylation.